Messenger RNA from Aspergillus ruber CBS 135680, 1512 nucleotides. RefSeq names its product Rab family GTPase srgA (gene srgA). Gene Ontology annotation, cellular component: endosome; plasma membrane. The transcript has 3 exons. The record is from RefSeq and is a predicted model, not a curated record. Gene Ontology annotation, molecular function: GTP binding; GTPase activity. NCBI's taxonomy places the organism in Eukaryota, Fungi, Ascomycota, Eurotiomycetes, Eurotiales, Aspergillaceae. Gene Ontology annotation, biological process: protein secretion; protein localization to plasma membrane; regulation of exocytosis. The coding region runs from base 430 to 1050 and encodes 206 amino acids.
GUCACCACCUCCACUUGGACAAACAUCAGGCACCUCUCUACACACCGUUGUCAUUCUUCUAUGACAAGACACUAUUUUCUUAACAGUGAACUACAUACUUAAUUUCCCUGUUUCUAUUCUUCAGCAGACAGUUAUCAAAACCGUGAAACCGUGAACAGUGAGGCGAUUCCAGUCAAGUCCCCUGACCACCUCGCCCCCGCCCGCUCCUUAAUAGGUGCUCCAGGAAGGCCAGAAUAACUGCCACCGUUCGGUGGCUGCAGCUACCCUGCAGGCGACGCUACCGAAGGGAAGAGGGGGGGAUAAAAGAAAAGGAGGAAUAGAAACAGAGUUCCAACGGCCGCUAAUACACAUAAGCAUCGAACUAAGGGACCGUCACUUUGUUCGGAUUUUGCAUCUUAUAGCUUCCUAGGUAACCGGAUUCAUAGCAUCAUGGCAGGCACAAGGAAUUACGAUUUCCUGAUCAAAUUGCUGCUGAUUGGUGAUUCUGGAGUUGGAAAAUCUUGUUGUCUUCUGCGAUUCAGCGAGGACUCUUUCACUCCAUCUUUCAUCACCACCAUUGGCAUCGACUUCAAAAUUCGGACAAUUGAGCUGGACGGUAAGAGGGUAAAACUCCAGAUAUGGGAUACAGCUGGUCAGGAGCGCUUCAGAACGAUUACGACGGCAUAUUACAGAGGAGCGAUGGGUAUACUCCUUGUCUAUGAUGUCACUGAUGAACGCUCAUUUCACAACAUUCGAACUUGGUUCUCAAAUGUUGAACAACAUGCAAGCGAAGGCGUGCACAAAAUACUUAUUGGAAACAAAUGUGAUUGGGAGGAGAAACGAACCGUCUCCACCGAACAAGGCCAGCGACUUGCUGAUGAGCUUGGCAUACCAUUCCUCGAAGUUUCCGCUAAAAACAACAUCAACAUCGAAAAUGCGUUCUUCAGCCUUGCUUCCGAUAUCAAGAAGGGCAUGGACAUGUCCAAGUCAGAGCAAGCCGGAUCGCAAGGUGUCAAUAUAGACCAACAAGGUUCUGGCUUGAGUGGCAGUAGUGGGGGAAAGUGUUGUUAAGCUUUCCGCCCAUGGUCUAUAUCUACUACAACUUUACAGCCUUGUUUAUUACCAUUCUAAGUGCCAUGCCUUGAUACUUGGAGGCUUUACGAUUUACUCGGACUUACUUUUCGAAGUAUGGCACUGUAACGACACGUGUGUUCAUAAUUAUGGCCAUUGGAACUGGUGGUUCCUCUAUGGUUUUCUUCUCGGAGCUUGUUAACUGGCGUUAAUGAUUGCCUAUUUCGUCUUCGUCGUCUUCUUCUCUUUUUUGUUUCUCUUCCUCGUCUCUUGCAAUGAUGCCUGUCACAGUGUAUGUGUAAUUGGAUGUAAACAAUAUGUUUUCAUUAUAUAGAAGUAUUAUCAUCCUAUGAAGCUCUUGACGGGGCUUGGUAACCGAGACCCUUAUAAUGUUCCAGUGCUUCAUAUUUCUGUAAUUGGUUACUAAUGCUCUUCACUCGGGGAGGGAAGGAAAUGAAAAAA